AUGACGCAUUCGUACACCAUGAAGAGAGUAUCGGUUAUAUCGAUCUCGGAAAAAAUGAAAAUACCGGCCACAAAACCUGAAGCUUCAUUCGGAUGUAGACAUGUGCAAAUCAUCUUAAUGGCGUUAGGCUUCAUGUGCUGCUAUGCAAUUCGAGUUACUACAUCUGUAACAUUGGAGGCGAUGACAAAUGCAGCCACUGCGAAUCCUGAUUAUGAAGAAUUCCCAUGGGAUAAUUCAAUUAAGGACGUAAUUCUGAGCUCCUUCUUCUGGGGUUACGUGUGCACACAAAUUAUUGGGAGCAUAAUAGCACAACAUUGGGGGGCUCAUAAACUAUUUUCGCUCGCUCUGUUUGUCUGCGGCGUGGUUACCCUUUUCGUUCCCGUAGCAGCCACUUAUGGUGGUUGGGGAGCUGUGUGUACUUCAAGAGUUAUCGCAGGGCUUUGUCAAGGCACUGUACUUCCGUGUCUUCAUACAUUACUUUCUAAGUGGGCACCCCUAGAAGAAAGGGGGAGAAUGUCGACUUUUGUUUACGCUGGUGGAUGGAUUGGAAAUGUGAUCUGUCUGCUGAGUUCGGGCCUACUCUCAGUUUCCGCUUUAGGAUGGCCCAGCUGCUUUUACUUCUGGGGCGGAAUAACUAUUAUUUGUGGGGUACUAUUCCUCUUAAUUGGGAAAGAAUCACCAGCGAGACAUCCAAGUAUACCUCAAGAUGAGAAAGAAUAUAUUGAAACUAGUCUGGGGAUAACUGAAACUGAAGAGACACUACCAAUUCCAUGGCGUGCAAUGUUUACUAGCCUUCCAAUGUGGGCACUACUGAUUACACAGUCUGCCCAAAAUUGGGGCUUUUGGAUGCUUUUGACGAAAAUUCCUUCAUACAUGGCAUCUGUCUUGGGCUUUGAUAUUAAACAAAACGGUAUGCUGACGUCAUUACCAUACUUGACGGCAUGGAUUCUUAGUUUUCCGACUAGCUAUUUCUCAGAUCUUCUUAUCACAAAGAAUAUUUUUACGGUUGAAACUUCGAGAAAAGUUUGCAAUUCAAUCGGCCAAUGGAUCCCAGCAAUAGCUCUAAUCGCACUUGGAUAUGUUGAUAAAGGACAUCCUGAAAUUGCAGUAACACUUUUGGUAGUUGCUGUUGCUAGUAAUAUUGCCAGUUACUGCGGUCACAACGUAAACCACAUGGAUCUUAGUCCAAACUUUGCUGGUACUUUGAUGGGGAUUACCAACACGGCUGCAAAUAUUUGCAGUAUUUUAGCUCCUUUGGUUGCAAGCAUCGUUGUUAAGGAUUCGGCGAAUGUGUUGCAGUGGAAGAAUAUAUUCUUCUUGUCAGCUGUAAUAUACAUACUCGGAAAUCUUAUGUUCGUUUUAUUUGGCACAAGCAAGAUUCAGAAGUGGAAUGAUCCCAUUAUAAAAACUAAAGACACUGUUUUGAAAUCCGUAACAGACAUACCAGAAAAAAACAGACAUAUAAAGAAAGCAAAAAGUAUUGAAGGAUCGGAAGUAGAAAAGAACUUAUAGUACG
This is a messenger RNA of Dufourea novaeangliae, 1516 nucleotides long. Its product is annotated as putative inorganic phosphate cotransporter. The transcript has 7 exons. The coding region runs from base 1 to 1512 and encodes 503 amino acids. Gene Ontology annotation, molecular function: transmembrane transporter activity. Lineage: Eukaryota; Metazoa; Arthropoda; Insecta; Hymenoptera; Halictidae. Gene Ontology annotation, biological process: monoatomic anion transport; transmembrane transport. Gene Ontology annotation, cellular component: plasma membrane. The record is from RefSeq and is a predicted model, not a curated record.